UCAAAUACACUCCCACACCUCAUACAUACACACAGAAAUGGAGACCGUGAACAGAGGAAAGAUCAUUCUCGGUCUGGAACUCAAUCUGAUUCUGUUUUAUGUCGGGGUCGCGGACGACUGCACCGUCUCAGUGUCUCAACCACCUGAACUUGAAGUGGACUACACGCAAAAGGUCGUAACCUUGCCCUGCUCCUUCUCCACGGUGGGGUGCCCUGCAGAGCAACCAAAAUGCCUGUGGUUUCGCUACGGGACUCACAAGUCUGAGAACCUGUUCUCGAAUGGAUGCAGAAGUAAGACAGACAAAUACACACUUGAGAAUCCGGCACAAAACCAGGUUUCCCUCACUGUGAACAGGCUGACUUUCAAUGACAGUGCAAUCUACGUCUGUGGAAUAGCCUUUCCCAACUCAAAGCAACCGAGAGCUAAGCAAACGGGAGGAGGGACUGUGCUUGUGGUAAGAGAGAUGAAGCUUCUCAGCAAGGAACUGCAGUCUGCCCUGAUAGCCCUCUUAGUCCUGUUCUCUAUCUACAUCACCAGUGUGCUCGUGAUCCUCAUCGUCCUCACCAAAGCAAAAUCUAACACUCAAAGAAAGAAAGAAACAGAAGAAUCACAAAAGAAAAAGAGUGCUCGGCGUAUUUUUCAGGAAAUUGCUCAAGAGCUAUAUAACAAGAGACAUGUGCAAACAAGCCAACAAACUGAAAAAGACAACACUUAUGAAAACAGAGCAGCGCUUUCUAACUAUGAAAGACCAUAGAAGUCUUCUGACUUUCAAUGAAGUCACUGAAAAUCCCACUCCAGACAUUAUGAAAGUAUUAGUAGAUAUACACCCAUCAGGUUUUUUUUAGAAAACAAUUUAAGGUAAAUGGAAAAGUCAACUAGCUACAAGAAGGAUGCCAGAGAAUAUAAGGAAACUAUUACUAAUGGAAAUUACCAAAAUACUAAAACCCAACAAAAUGCAACUGAAAAAUACUUUCCUAAUUUGCUAGGUAGGAGAAUUCUAAGCAGUCAAGCAUCUUCAAAAAUUUCCAGUUAAAGCAUAUGUCCUCCUGUAUUUGCUCCAUUCGACAUAACCACACGAUGACUGAUACCCUGAAGAUGAUCUGAAGUCACACCAAGUGCCUCAGUCUUGCCUGGAAGAACUGUCUUUAUGGUUUCUAGAUGUGGUGGGCUAACUAGACAAAGUUGGCAGGGAAAGAGGAACGGAGAGAGGAAGGAAUGUGUCAAAAUCUGAGUUAGAGAAAAAUCAUCUUGAACAGUAUUUUGCUGCAAGUAUUAUUUCCUCUAGUGUUGCAAUGGGCCAGUGGUAUAAUACACAUUUUCCUGCCAGGGUAUGCAAAAUAACUUACAUCAUGCUACCAACAAAAAGUGAGAGCACAAUAGAAUACAGUAACAUUUUAGUUAGUAUAACAUGUUAGUUAUUUUAACAAAAAAUCCAAAGCAGAAGGUUCAGCCAGAGAAAACCUCAGAAUAAAUAAGCUACAAUGGACUCUAGGUGUCAGUCUUGCGCCAAAUAACAGCACCAGGGAAGGCUUUGGCAAAGCACUGGAACUGAGCAAGCCUUUGUGAUAUUUUUUUUUCUCUUUUAGUAAGUCAUUGUAUUACACACACACAUACACACAAAAAUAUAGCUAUGUACACACACAUUUAUACAAACCUACACUUUAUACAUAGUUGGGAUCAUACAGAGUAUACAGUUUUGUAUUAUGCAUUGCACUGUGAUUUUUAACCAACUAAGGAGGGAAAUGUAGGACAAGGGGCAGUGUAUAGCAAGGAGGCUUAUGGUACUUACUACCAUCUCACUAAGAAAACAUGUUAUAGAAUUGCUCUCUGAAAGUUACUUCUGUGUAACAAAAAAAUCUAUUUAAAGUACCUGCAAGUAUAUAUCUGCUAUUAAACCUGAAUUACAACCUAUUAUGUUUAUUUAAAGUGUUCCUCUUAAACUGGUAUAAAAUGAGACGGAUUAUUUUUAAACCCCAGAUUAAAUUUUCAAAUAUUUUAA
Bubalus bubalis (water buffalo) is the source of this 1999-nucleotide messenger RNA. RefSeq names its product immunoglobulin superfamily member 6 (gene IGSF6). Bases 38 to 754 code for a protein of 238 amino acids. The record is from RefSeq and is a predicted model, not a curated record. The transcript has 6 exons. Lineage: Eukaryota; Metazoa; Chordata; Mammalia; Artiodactyla; Bovidae.